Molecule: messenger RNA, 3150 nt
Organism: Glarea lozoyensis ATCC 20868
Lineage: Eukaryota; Fungi; Ascomycota; Leotiomycetes; Helotiales; Helotiaceae
Product: C2H2 and C2HC zinc finger
Exons: 5
Coding region: 1-3150 (1049 amino acids)
Biological process (GO): DNA-templated transcription; regulation of transcription by RNA polymerase II
Cellular component (GO): chromatin
Molecular function (GO): DNA-binding transcription factor activity, RNA polymerase II-specific; RNA polymerase II cis-regulatory region sequence-specific DNA binding; zinc ion binding
Source: RefSeq, a predicted model, not a curated record
AUGUCGCAGAAGGAAAUGCCAGAAAACAUGGCAUCAGGUCAGGAACCGAAUCUGGCGCGCCGUUCCAAAGGUGAGGCCGAAGACAAAAAUCGUGGGAGACGUCGGAGUAGAGCGAGCAUAAAAGAUGAAGAUAUAUCACCCGUUGAUGGACCAGAGGGGCAAUCGUCUGGGACCGAGGGUGGUCCCCGGAAGCGAAGAAGAAGUCGAAAAGGGUUGGACAAAAAGUUCGAAUGCCCGGAGAGUGGAUGUGGUAAGAGCUAUUCAAGAGCCGAACAUCUCUACCGUCACCAGCUUAACCAUCAACCUAAACAAAUCUUCAACUGUGAUUUUCCAGAUUGUGUAAGAACAUUUGUCAGACAAGAUUUAUGUAACAGACAUCGAGACCGUCACACAGCCAAAGGUUCUCAGCUCCAUCGAAAGGACUCGAUGCUUGGUCACAAUCACUCGCCAAUUACUGAAAAUGGCAGACCGACUUCAAUGCAUGGCUCUUCCUCUCCCGAGGUGAUGAGACCAAACAUGAUCAAGGGACGAACUGGUCAGCUCCAGUAUCGAUCACCAACAGAGAUGACACCCAAUUACUCUCCAAUCACAAAUUCUUCUGGCACAUAUUCCGGUGCCGCCUCAACUAAUGGCGGAGAAAAUUAUGGUCCUAAUGGCAAUGCUUUCAAGCGCUCCAACAGCGACAGUCUACCACCAAGAGAUCAAGCUCCAUCUAAUUCCAUUCCUGGCAGAACAACCCAAAGACAUUCAAGCUUUGGCGUUUCUGAUGCCAAGCCUGCUGACUUUCAACGCCCUUCACUUCAGACCGGCGGAUCAUAUGGCUUGGUCAACUCAGGUCCAGUCAACCAAGGCUAUCACUCCACGCACGCAAGUCCUCAGACAUAUGUAAGCCAACAAAGCUUUCCUCCCUUCAGUCUACCACCACCUGGAUUUGGGAACAAUGCAACCACAGCGUCAGCCGGAAGAGACUCCGAACCUUCUUACCCAACUUCACUGCCUGCAGAUUAUCCAAAUGAAGCCAUGCACCAUCAGCAAUCGGGGCCGGAAAUGAUGAUGCUGGAUCAGAUGACUGCACCUAACACCAUGCCCGUCUUCGGGGGUGAAGGGUAUAGUCGUUCUCCAUUUGCCAUUCCAGAAGACUUUGUUGCAUACUUGUUCAACAAUCAACAACUUGAUGCUUCCUCACCGAUGGGACAAAUGAACCCACAAGGCUACGCAGCUUAUCCUGAUGCUCAAGCUCAGUAUUAUCCAUAUUUUGCCAAUGAUGUCAACCUCCCAGGUUACUACCCUCCUAAUACUCAACCACAUCAUCCAAUGGCUGUCACUAGUCUUCUUGAUACCAGCCUUCCAGAAACCGUUCUCUCGGAAGAUAAGAGUCAACAGAUUAUCGACCUCAUCAAAGAGAGGUUCAAUGAAGGAGACCAUACGCCAGUGGCUAAGCAGAAAGAACAUCUGCUCGAAGGUGAUCGCAAUGACGAUAGCCAUAUGAUGAGCCGUAAGAUGAUGCAAACAUAUAUUGGCAGUUACUGGUAUCAUUUCAGUGACCAAGUUCCAAUCUUACACAAACCUACGUUUUCACCGGACAAGACUCCUAAUCUUCUCUUGAUUGCUAUGAUGGCAAUUGGUGCUUCUUGCUUGGACAAGAUGCAUGGCUACGAAGUCACACAAGCUGGUGCCGAGUUGUCAAAUUUCUUGGCGUGGCAUUUGCGAUGGGAGAUUUUCAGCGAUUAUCACUUCCGACCGCCAGCCAAGUUAUGGGUAUUCCAGGCCCUUCUCCUAUUGGAAUUGUAUGAGAAGAUGUACUCCACCAGAGCUCUACACGAAAGAGCUCAUAUACAUCAUGCCACCACCAUCACUCUCAUGCGACGUGGUAGCUCGCUCAUCGGUCGAUCCGCUCUAGAUUCGCCGCCAAGUGUCAGAGAUGACAAGCAAGGGUUGAAUGGAUCUCGACACUCGUCGACUUCCGGAUCUAAUACACCUGAUGAAUGGUGGAAUCAUUGGAUAACCAACGAAGCGACACGUCGCGCUGCAUUUGCUGCAUUUGUAAUCGAUUCAACACACGCUACGAUGUUCGGACAUUCAACUGUCAUGGUAGCACAUGAAAUGCGACUACCUCUACCCUGCGAUGAAGCUUUAUGGAACGCUACUAAUAGUGCAGAAGUUGGACGGAUCGAGGCUAGCUUACAGUCAAAUGGCGUGAAACCCAUUUCGUUCUUGGAAGGACUGAAACGGACAUUAAACGCUAUGGAAGUUCGAACAAACUCGUUCGGGCGGACAAUUCUAAUGGCAGGACUCCUAAGUGUAAGCUGGCAUAUGAAUCAGCGAGACCUUCAGGUUAACUCGCUCGGAGUCUCGCAAGCUCUUGGAGGCCGAGACAAAUGGAGAGGCUCGCUUACUCGUGCGUUCGAUUCAUGGAGAGAUGAUUUUGAUAAGUCGAUGAAGCGUGUUAGUGACAAUGCUCCCGGACCAUACGGAUAUCAAGAGAAGCAAGAAGAGAGCUUGGUAUUCCAGGGAAGAACAGCUCUUCACCACUUAGCCCACAUGGCCAUGCACGUCGACAUAGUCGACUGCCAAAUCUUCGCACGAGCAAAAAGACUCCUCGGCCGCACCAUCGGCUCCCAAGAUCUCAACAGCGCCCAACGCCGCAUGAAAGACCACUGGGCCCCCAGCGCCAAAGCCCGCGACGCAACCUGGUACGCCCUCAAAUUCCUUCAACAAGUCCUCCUCCCCGAAAAAUCCAACCCCGACGCCGCCACCACCUACGACGACCCCAAAUUCCCCGUCUACGACGACCCGAAAUUCGAAUACUCGGCCCGCGACGACCCCCUCCUCAACCGCCCCUGGGUCCUCUACUUCGCCGCCCUCAUCGUCUGGUCCUACGGCUACGCGCUCGAAGGGCCAUCUACCGCGCCCAUCCCCGCGACGACGGAUUUCGAGGGCCAGGUCCGUGAUAUGCGGUCCUACCUCCGCGCCCUGGGCUCGUUCCGCUCCCCGGAGGAUCUGAAGAAUAAGAGUGGCUUUAAUGGGUGUGGCGGGCUGCUUAUGGUGCUUAGGACGACGUUUGAGAAGACGCGGUGGGAGUUGCUGCAUGAGGCGGCGUUGUUGCUGGGGAAUUGUAUUAGUCUUGUUGGGGGGCAGGUGCAGGGGUGA